AUGGAAGACACCUUUGAAACCCUAUCGUCUUUAAUAAAAAACAUAUUUACUAUUCAUGAAAGUAUCCAAUUAAAUGAGAAAAUUUCCAAGUCUACAAUUGACCGAAUUGUAUCUACUGAAGCAGUAUUAAAAUUUUUGAAAAUACGAAAAAUAGAAUACAAAAAGAAAUUUCAAGAUUUGCAGUAUCAAGAAUUGUUUUAUAAAUUUCAAAAGUUGUUAACGGAGAUUAAAGUUCUUGCAGAAAAAGUGCUACAAUCAGGAGGUAUUAAGACAAUUCUAAAUGCUAACAAUAUAAAAAAGAAAUUUACCAGAUUAAUGAAAAAGUAUGAUGCAUGUAUGAGAGAUCUGAAAUUUACAAUGAUUGUUGAUAGCAAUAUCUUAAGAGAUGAUUUUGUUGUCGAAGUUAAGUCAAUAAAAGAAAUUCUUGUGGAAAAUAAGCAACAGAUAGAAAUUGUUUAUCAAGAAGUAUGCUACAUUAAAAAGCAGCUUGUAGAAAUUACAAACUUCAUCCAAGCGCAACAAUUCGAUUUUCAACAAAAAUCACAAGUACUAUUGUAG
This is a messenger RNA of Racocetra persica, 558 nucleotides long. NCBI's taxonomy places the organism in Eukaryota, Fungi, Glomeromycota, Glomeromycetes, Diversisporales, Gigasporaceae. The record is from the annotation of a GenBank genome assembly.